AUGCUUGUUACAACAACAGCCAUACAUGGAAAGGAAUUGGAAUUCAUAAAAGCUUCCCUCCAAAAACAUGGUUUAACACACACAUUAGAAUUAUCUACUGAGACAUGUGUGCUUGUCUCCAGAAGUAGCGAUGGAGUGAAGUAUAGGCUGGCACGAGAACGAGGGAUACCUUGUGUUACAAUGGCUUGGGUAUUGAUUGGAAAUUGUUGCUUGAAUAGAUUGGCUGAGUUUGAUGUUGGAAACUCACUCUUGGGAUUAGAGGUUUGUGGAACUUCUCUCACUUUUGAACAACGUCAUCACUUGCAAGAAGUGUGUGAUUUAUCUCAAGCCACAUACAAUGGCUCUUUAACACGAAAUUGUGCAUUACUGGUCAUUUCAGGUGAAUCUAAUGUUUUGAAGAAUAAUGAGAAAGUUCAAUUCGCAAGAAGAAACCAUAUUGACAUAAUUUCUUAUUUUCAUUUUAUGAAACAGUAUGGUAAUAUAAAAAUGCAGCAUGAGUCAAAAUGUGUUGAAUAUCAAAAAUCUUUGGCAAUAUCAAAAGAUGUGGUCAUUUACUUUUCUCCUGCAAACCUUAUUACAGAAGAAGUCAAAAAUCUUCUUGCUAAAACUCCAUUUCGAUAUAGUCCUGUAUUAAAUUUUUUGACGACACAUGUUGUGUUAUUAGGUAAUACAACAGAGACUUUUCCCCUUCGUCCUGAUAUUGAGUUUGUCUCCUUUACAUGGUUAAAACAUUCUGUGGAGCAGCAAAAGAUUGUGGCUGAAGAGCCGUACAGAGUAGUAGUCAAACAACGACCAGUAAUUACUUUUACUGGAGUUUCACAGGAAGAAAGAAUAACACUCCAUUCUGCGUUAGAAAAUUCAGGAUUGCCUUGUUUGGUACAGGAUGAAUUUGUUCUUGGGGUAAGAGUAGUAGAAGGUGAAAGUAAUGAACGCUGUAAUACUACCCAUCUCGUAGUUGAACGGUCUGCAAUGUCUAAAUCCUCAAAGGUUGCCGCACUUACUUGGCGUAUGAAUAAACUGCGGCGUAAAGAGUGUUUACUGGUAGAUUUGAAUUGGGUGCGACGUUCCUUAGAAGUGGGGUACUGGAUUAACUGCUCUCCUUUCUUAAUAGAGAUACCACAAAUCUCCUUACCAAAAAAAAUAUUGAAAUGUCCAAACUCCACUGCUGUAAGUGUAAUUGAAGCCAAAACUAUUGAUAGCAACAUUGAUAAUCAUGAGCAUGAUCAUCCUUAUAAUGAAAAUGAAAAGAAAAAUGAAGUUAUGAAGGGAGAACAUGAGAUUGUGUCAGAGUUAUCCUUGUCACCUAAAGAGACACAAAGCGAAAUGACACCAUCAAAGUCACUUGAUAUCCUUAUUGAAAAGCUUGAGUCGAAAAUGGGAGUACUGGGUGGUGGGCCGUCAAUAAAAACUGGUGAAUCUAUCGCAGAAACCUUUUCAAAUGUAAAACACGUUCAAAAUGAUAAUGUGAAGAGUUUAUCAUGUGAAUCAAAACGCCAAAGUGGUUUUUUGAAGUCAAAUCAUGUUGAAAACACCAGACUAAAAAUUCCUUUACAGUCACAGGUUAUUGUGUAUAAGUAUAGUAAUGAGUAUCCCAUUGAGGUAAUGCAACAUGAAAAACCAGAAGAAAUACUUAAAAAAAAAGCAACUGAUGACGGAACUAAUAAUCGCUGCGUUACAGUGGAGGACGUUGUGCCUAAUAUCAAUAAAGAGCAAAAGAACUCUUCUGCUCCUUCUUGUUGUAUUAUGAUGGCGAAAUCAUUAAUGCAUACAGAAGAAAAUCUUACACGACUUCAAUCAUUGGGUUGCAUUCUUGCCACAACGAUGGAGGAAUGUACACACUACGUAACAGGGAAACCUUCCAGAACGGAGUUUUUUCUCUGUGCUCUUGCUGCAGGUAAAUGGGUGUUGGCACCAUCAUUUAUUGAUGAGACACUACGUGAAGGACGUAUAGCCUCUGAAGAAUUGCAUGAGUGGUCUCCACAGAUGGCAAAAUUAAGCUCAUUUCGAAAUUCUGUAGUGGAAUUGGUAAAAGGAUGUAAAAUCCAGAGAAUGCGAUCUGUACGGCCAUUUUCUUCAUGGAGUAUUAUUCUUUGUUGUGCAACUGAUGCAAGAACUGAAAGUUUUUCUCGGGUUUUACGAAUUGGUGGCUGUAAUGUCGUUCGUCCAUAUUCACCAUCUCAACUCCUUGACAAACUUGUGGAGGAUCCAGAUGUGCUACAAGAUACCACUGCUGUUCUCUCUGACGAUAGUGUAUGGAGUGGAACACAGUUGGAGACCAUCGCCGCACUCGUACCUGUUCUCAAGAUGGAGUAUCUUGCUCACUGUUUGUGUGUAAAUACACCGGAGCCAGACCUGUACGAGAUGCUAGACAAACCGCAGUCACGUAAGCGGUCGAGAGAUUUCGUAAAAUGA
Molecule: messenger RNA, 2412 nt
Organism: Trypanosoma theileri
Lineage: Eukaryota; Euglenozoa; Kinetoplastea; Trypanosomatida; Trypanosomatidae
Product: topoisomerase (DNA) II binding protein 1
Exons: 1
Coding region: 1-2412 (803 amino acids)
Biological process (GO): mitotic G2 DNA damage checkpoint signaling; DNA replication initiation; mitotic DNA replication checkpoint signaling
Source: RefSeq, a predicted model, not a curated record